Messenger RNA from Schistocerca gregaria, 1328 nucleotides. RefSeq names its product D-altritol 5-dehydrogenase-like. The transcript has 10 exons. The record is from RefSeq and is a predicted model, not a curated record. The coding region runs from base 193 to 1230 and encodes 345 amino acids. NCBI's taxonomy places the organism in Eukaryota, Metazoa, Arthropoda, Insecta, Orthoptera, Acrididae. Gene Ontology annotation, molecular function: oxidoreductase activity; zinc ion binding.
AGUAAUUAGGACGAAUAUGAUGGCAUAACCAAAUUAUCCCAGUGAAGAGUACCUUGACCUGUCGGAAGCAACAUCAAGAAUACGGAGUAUUACCACCUUAUGGAAGAGGGCUUAGAACACUGCAGCCACACCCAAGUAUGAUGUGUCCAUCUUCACCACAGCCCUGACCAUCAAACUGGUGGCGGCAGUGACAUGGGGGACUAUGCAGCACUUCAACUGGACACGCGUCUGCGACGACUGUACCCGACACGGCUGCCCAUCAUGACACGGUGCCCACCGGGAGAAGUGAUUGUUCGUGUUGCCUAUGCUGGCAUCUGUCACACUGAUCUUGCCAUUCUGCAGGGUGAUUUUCAAAUAGACUGUGAUCGGCUUGUUCUUGGACAUGAAAUAAGUGGAAUUGUCUCAGGGGUUGGCAAAGAAGUUAACUGGUUGAGAGUUGGUGACAAGGUCGCUGUGAAUCCAAACAGCAAAUGUGAGCGAUGUGCAGUUUGUCUUCAUGAGGAAAUGGGUGCACCUGCGGAAGCAAGUGUAGGUGUGGAACGAGAUGGAGGCUGGGCAGAGUUCUGCCUAGUGCCACAGUCGCAGUUACACUUGCUGCCAUCAGACGUCCCUCUCAAACAAGGUGUGCUAUGUGAGAGUCUCUCAUGCGUGGCUCAUGCAUGGGAACAUGUGACGCCACUUCCACACAGUGCACGUGUUGCUGUGCUCGGCACUGACCUGGUGGGCUGUCUUACUGCCAGCCUGCUGCACGUACAGGGCUACCGCCGUGUCACAUUGUGUGAAAAUACUGAGGCUGCCCGCCAGAGAGCCCACAGUCUCGGCCUUGGGUAUGAGAUGAUAGAUCAUAAUGAACUCUGUAACAAGACUUUUGAUUUGGCAAUUGACUGUACAGGAGAUGCCAUGAUUCAACAAGAAGCAGCCCAUGCAUUAGGUUUUGGAGGACACCUUCUCAUUUUCAGAUCAAACUCUGUGAAGGACAGACUAUGCCUGUCACCAUUUAAUAUUUUCACAAAUGAGAUAAAAGUCACUGGUUCCCUUAUCAAUCCUUAUGCCUUUGGGAAGGCUCUUACUUGGGCUUCAGUGUUGGGGCACAGGUAUCUUGAUUUCAACAAAUUGGGUGUUGUCUCAUACCCAUUGAAAGAGUACCAAGAAGCUCUUGAGACAGCAAAGAGUGAUGAUGCAGCAAAAGUAGUCUUUGAGUUUGAUGUUUCUGAUGUACCGACUCCAUAAAUGCCUAAAGUAAAGGUGACAUCUCUUUCUUUAUUACUUAUUCAACCCUAUGGCAAGAAAACUGAAAACCGGCACAAUCAAGACAGAAGUGGCCUGCU